ACUUCCAGAGAGUUAUCCCAGAAUGCCGUUGUAAAGAUGUCUGCCUCUAUAAACACUCCCACUUAUAAAAUUAAUUUGGCUAAGGAAUAGGUUGAAAUAGGUCGAUAAAAUGCAAUUUAUGAUUGGGCAAUUCUUUUAGGAGAUUUGGUAAAAUAUCAAAAUGCAACAUUCCAUUGAAAAAGAAUUUAGCUUUACAUUUACCAGUAAAGAUAUGAAAUCAACAUUGACAGUUCCUGUUACAAUUCCAGUAAAUGUAUCAACUGAAGAGUUUAUGGGAAGACUGAUACUAUCUCAUAAUUUACCUUGUUAUAUUGAAGAUGAUCUGAAGAACAGUUUAUCAAAGUUUAUUGAAGAAGAAACGAAAAAAUGGCACGAGAAUAAUGCCCAGGCUGCCAUUGACUCUGUGAUAAAUGGAAGUGUAAAUGAAGAUGAUUUAAUUGAUAGAUGGACCAAGGCUUUUACACAGGAAGUAAAGGAAUAUGCUAAACCAGAAGAAAUAACUAACGAACAAAUGUUUUCUGAUAUUUAUCAUACAUUAAUACAUUCUCCUGCUUUAGAAACAGUUCUAAAUCUAGAACAUACCUAUGCUUUAUCUGUAGAAGAUAUUAUAACCAAUAGAGAUGCUGAUUUACAACAUCUAGACUCUAAACAACAUGAGGAAAUGGAAGAAGCUUUAGCAAAUGUUGGUACUAAAUAUACAGAUGAAGAUAUUAAUCAACUAGCACAGCGUCAUUUUGAUAAUACUCAGUUGAUAUCAAGUAAAUGGGCAAGUGAAUUAAGUAACUUAAGAGAAACACAGAAGAGAGAAUUUAAAGAAUGGAUCAAGAAAGUUCAUGAAGAUUCUCAAACCAACUCAAACACUCCUUCUUACGUUCAAAGGUUACGUGCUAUGUCAUCUGGUUUACCUGAUGCUGAAGAAGAAGAAAGACAAUUACAACCUAGUAGACUAGAGGAGAGUUUUACUAUACAUUUAGGUGCUCAAAUGAAGACAACACAUAAUAUACGUUUAUUAUGUACUGAUGUAUUAGAUCUAUGUCGUCAUAAAACACAUACUGUAGGAGGUGUUGUGAUCCCUCAACCACAAAGAUUACAAACAGCCAUGUCUCUUUAUUCUAAUUCAUUAUGCGGUUUAAUUAUGUUAGUUGAUAACCGUCUCAAUAGUUAUACAGGAAUGAAAAGAGCAUUUUCUAGAGUGUGUGAACAGUCGACAGACUUCCAUUUUUCUGACUUAGAUCGUCGUUUUUAUCUAAUUGAGGAAGAAUUUAUUAAAGCUAAUGAAAUUAGAAGUCAGAGAGUAUCUAAUGAAGAUGGUGAUGUAGUUAGUAUAAAGAGUACUGGCAGUGGUAUUAGUGCUAACAGUUCAUCUAGUGAUGCUCAGGUUAAAACUGCCAAUUAUAAAUUAAAUAAUGGUGACUUUUAUAUCACCGAACAUUCCAAUCUGUCCGAGGUUCAUGUUGUGUUUCAUCUGGUCUGUGAUGACAGUGUUAGGUCAGGUGACAUCUCGUCACGCCAUCCAGCUAUAUUAAGUUUAAGGAAUAUAAUCAAGUUGUGUUUUAGAUAUGAUAUUCACACCAUAACUAUACCAUUAUUACUUACUCAUGAAAUGACAGAGGAAAUGACUAUACCAUGGUGUAUGAAGAGAGCUGAAUUAGUAUAUAAAUGUGUUAAAGGUUUUAUGAUAGAAAUGGCUACUUAUGGAGCCCAAGAGUCAAGAACAAUACAGUUUCUAGUCCCAAGGGGUUUAUCAGAAGAUAUGUUUAUGAAUAUAAGUAAUAUGUUACCUACUAUAUUCCGUUUAUCUAAUCCUGUUAUACACAAAUCUGGUCCUAAUUCAACUAAUUCUAUAUAGUAUAUAUAUUAUAAAUUAUAUUUAUUCAUUACAAAUACCUACCCCAAAAAUAGUAGUCGAUGGGUAGCAUUUAGCAAAAUACAUUAGUCCAAAUUGUCUUAAAGUAUUUCUCACAAAGCAACCAAUCCAUUAUAAUUGUUGUGUGACUGUUAAAAUUUGCUUGUUAACACUAACAUAUGUUUUAUUUCAAUAAUUAACUUGCGCGUAGGUGUCUAUAGCUGUGGGAGAAAACUAGAGAACCUGGGUGAAAAACCCAUGAAUUUGGUCCGUGGAGCCUAAUCCUAUCUAAAGCACAGAACCAUAUUGAUUUCCAAAUUUUUUGAAUUGUAAAUAUCAAACCAAAAAAUAUAAAAGAGUGCCGAAUAAGUAAAAUUUCCUAUUUGCAGACUUAUUGUGUGUAUUUCCAUGAAAAGAAUCACAUUUAGACCAUUUAAACCAUAAAUAUCUAAAUUAUUUUUACAAGUUAUUUAUAGACUUAUGGUGCUAUAUAAGGUAUUUAUGAAUAUUGAUUCAAUAUAGAAUAUAUUAGCUCUAUUGAUGUUGUUCAUAAAAAAAGAAUCAUGUUCACACAUAAAGAACAAAAGCUGCAACAAUGUAUUAUUAUUGAAAUAGGACAUAGACUGAUAUGUUUGUUGUAUCAAUAUAUUGUAACAAACAAGAUCAGGCAUCAGAUAUUUAAUAUGGCAAAUCAUCUGUUCUGAAAGUGAUACAUGUAUACAUUUUUAAUGUUUUUCAAUGCAGCAUUAAAAUUUUAAAAAACCUCUACUUUAUUUUAUACAUUAUUACUUAUAAUUUGUCAUCAUGAGAAACAAAAUCCCGUCCGGCCCCCCAAAAAACAAUAUUUAUAUUUUAUAUGUGUGAGGGGGAUGGCGGGGGGCCUUCCUGUGCCACCGAGUAAUAUUGUGCUGUGUGGAACAUGCUGGAGUCUAUUUGUAUCUGACCAAUGGUGUAUGUUUAACACUAGUUAAGCAUUAUGAUUGUGAUUAUAAUGUUAAAAAACACAUUAAAACCGCAUGAUUUUUUGCCAUUUGUGAGGAAGGCACAAAAACCCAAGGGGCACAAAAAUUCAGAACCAUGACACAAAGCUUGUCAUUUCGUCUCUCUCACUUAGCCCCUGAUUGGAACAAAUUACCAAUUCAGAUUCUUAAUGUCACUGCUAUUGCUAUUUUUAAAACUAAAGACUUAUUUCUUUAAAACAGCUUAAUAGUGAUUUUUUAAAGACUAAUCUAAAGACUUAUUCAUUCAAAAAGGCUUGUACCAAGUGAUCCUUAUAGGUAGAUUAUUUUAAUUACCAGAACAUGUAAUUUAAACAAUUUUUUUGUGCAUGUGAAAUAGUCUCAAAAUGUAUUAAUGCAAUUUAAUAUUGAUCUGUUUAUUGAAAUUCAGUUUUUACUCUUAUCGUCAAAAUCUUAAAUUAGCGUCCUUGGGUUGUCUAACACGUAUAUCUAUGCAAGUCAUGGGUUUGAUCCUGGCUUUGUACUUGAAAGAAGUAGGGUCACUGGUCUAACCUCAUGGUUUUUCUCUCGGUUUUCUCCCACUUCUAAAAACCUCUGUGUUCAAGGGAAUUAUUGAAAUAAAAAUAUACUAUAUGACCUGUAUACAUCAAUUAUUAUUAAUGUACAUUUAUUAAAUAUUUUAUACUUGUCUCAUUAAUUUAAUCAAAUAGAAAUAUGAAUGAAAUUUACAUGUACUGUGAUUGACAGAUUGUGUAAUAUAUGUGUAUUAUACUUGUUUUUGACAUAUUAAUGAAUGUCAGCUAUUUAUAUUGUAAGACAUUAUUUAUGACAUGGUGCAAUCAUGUAUUCAUAGAAUUAUUUAUAAAAAAAAUAAAUCAUGGUUACCAUAGAAACGCAUGUAACAUAUUGUUGUGUUAUUAUAUUUAUAUAAGUAUAAAGAUUUUUAUAUUUAUGGGGUUUUAGACAGCUCUAUUUCUGUUUAAUCAGGCUAUUUAAUUGAUACAGAGAUAAGUUUUAUUGCCCUAAAGCCACCAUUAUGAUUUUAUAUACUGGUUAUAAUGUGUCACUGCUUGUUUUAAAAUGACUAGAACCUUUUUAACCCCAAUAAAACUAAACAUAUUAUUUUUACUAGGAAAACUACAAUCCAUCCCGACGUUAUCUUUGAAAAAACAAAAGUUGAAAACGUAACUAGUUAUUGUCAUUUGGGAUUAACAUUUCAGUCUAAUGCAUUAUAUUAUGGUCAAAACUUGACUCAAAACACAUUUCAAAUAUAUACCAGAAAGCUUGUGGUCGACUAAAUAUUUUGCAUAUACUGAAAUAUAAAAUAAAUAGAAUUUCACUUAAUAAAAUAUAUCUUGCUUUUAUUUGCCCUAUUUUAGAAUAUGCCAAUAUUGUAUGGGAUAACUAUUCAAAGAAGGAUUCUGAUCUAUUAGAAAGAGUUCAAACUGAAGCCGGUAGAAUAAUAACUGGCCUGAGAAGAAAUUCAUCUAAAAACAAUUUAUAUAAAGAGCUUGGUUGGGAAUCAUUGUCUAAUCGCAGAAUAAAACACAAAUUAAUUUAUUUAUAUAAAAUAAAGAAUAACCUUACUUAUCUAUCUGAAGCCUUUUAAAAAUUUGAACCAUCAAUAUCAAAUUAUAACCUUUGUAAUGAAAAUCGGAACCUCAAUCUACCAAUUUGUAAAACCAGUUCAUAUUCUAAUAGUUUCUUUCCCUGCACAAUUAAACUUUGGAACAACUUACCUGAAAAUAUUAAAACCUCACAAACGUUAAAGACAUUUAGGGCCUUUCACGUGUGUAUCCUGUAAUUAGACCACCACUAUAUUAUAAUACUGGAAAUAGGAAAGAGAAUAUUAUUCAUUGCCAAUUAAGAAAUAAAGCUAGUAACUUAAAUAAUCACUUCUUCUACCAUUUUAUUAGUGAAACAAAAGUGUGCCCUAGGUGUAAUUCUGCAGACGAAGAUAAUAACCAUUAUUUUUUCAUAUGUCCAGCAUACUCUGCCCCAAGAACAAUUCUCAAAAAUAAUCUACACCACCUUAAACAAAAUGUUACAAUUGACCUGAUCCUAUAUUGCAACCCUGCUCUUCCAAACAAUACCAAUUCUAACAUAUUUGAAAUAGUGCAAAAAUACAUAAAAGACAGCAUGAAAUUUUAACACUUUAAUAUUUAAAAGUUAAAAUUACUCUCCAAGUUAUGUAUAUAUGUUUGUAAACCACUGCCUGUACAUAUGUCCACCAUUGUAUUGUAAACAUAAGAUUUAACUAUUUUAUAUGACUGGAGAGAACUUAUAUAGGCCUUUGCCUGUUGUUCAAUCCAAUUCAGCUUAUUAAAUAAAAUAUUGUUUAAACUAAACUAGAACCCUUUGAUUUGGCUAUAAAAUGAAAGUUCUCACUUUAAGGAAGUUAGAUUUGUUGAUUUGCUUUGUGAAUGAUUUUGUGUUACACUAUUGGCAGUAUUAUUCAAAAGUUAAACUGAAAUUAAUAAACAAAGUGACUUUCAGAUAUUAUUUUGAAAAACAAAAAUUUAAUCAUUUAGAUCUUAUGCCAUCACUUAUUGAAAUGACACAUCAGAUCAACUCUUAUCAACGAGAGGGGGGUUGGAUGAGGGGGGUUGGAUGGCCGAAUGGUUAGCAGGUGCGCACUGUGUCAUAAAUCCUGUCAUUGAGUCAACUGGCGUGGUUUCAAAUCCCUGGUUGUACGUGACAAGGAGUAGGGUCGCCUGUCCAACCUCGUGGGUUUUCUCCGGGUCCUCCGGUUUCCUCCCACUGUUCAAGACCCCUACGCGCAAGCGAAUUAUUGAAAUAAAAUUAAACCAUAUGUUAGUCCCGAAAUGACCUAGUUUGUGUCGAGUUGACGUUAAACCACAUUUCUCUCUCUCUCUUAUCAAAGAGAUUUAGCUCCUUUAAAUGGACAUGGUUUAUUAGGGAUUAGUCUGUACUGUGAUUUAAGGUUUUUUAUGAUUAAUGAUUGAAGCGUACUAAAAAGGCUAGAGUUCAAAAUGGCAGUUUUAUUUAACCUUAAAUUUAUGUAUCUAGCUGUUGAUGUCACCAAUGCUAUGAGCGUUUAGUUUAAUAAUAACUUUCAUCAAUGACCGGUGGAUUUUGUUAUGUGAUAUUCUGUUAAGUUAUUAUUUGUCUUAGGCCUACUAGUGACAUUGUUUAUAGUGUAAAUUACUAGAAAUAUGUUCUUAUUUAAAACAUACACAUAUCAAAGUAAUACAUGCCUACUGAUGUCACGUGAUGUUUACAUAAUAAUGUUGUUCUACCAUCCAGUCAUAUUUUAUAUCUAUAAAUCAACCAAUCAGCUAAUGCCCAAUAUGUGUGACCCUUCCACCAACCACGUCAUUUCUAUAUUAAAUGUAUUACUUCAGGCAAUGACACAAAGAGUGACAUAUUUGAUUUUAGGAAAGAGAAUAUAUAAAAACUGGUGUUGGAUGUUUAUUAAUAGAAGUGUAACAUUUAUAUAACAGUUUUUAGAUUGCAUUUUCAUAGGGAACAUAAAAAUUUGAGUAGCAUUUUUAAUGGGAAAUUUGUCAUUUUUUGCUUUAUAUAAGCAUUUUGUGUAGCAAAUGACCCAAAUUUGCGUUGUAAACCUUAAAACUACACAGUAAUUCUAUGCAGUGUUUCAGUCAACUCAAUUGAUAAUUAUUACACAUCAAGCAAAGUAAGGAAGGGAUAAUGAAAUGGAUUUGUUCUGACCGACCCACAUUGCUUUCUGAAGUAUAUCUGUAUGAAACUUUGUACACACAUUUAAACCUAUUACCAGUAGGGCCUACAGUUGUGCUAAUUAGAAAUUUCUCAUGUUUAAUAAUUUGUGUUUCCAUGGAAACAACAUUUGAUUAAGUCUAUGUAAUACAAUUUUUAUCCCAGACCAGAUCUCAUAAACUGUUCAAAGUAUUUGUUCAGAAAUUAUACAUGUACAUGUACAUGUACUUUUAUGGUUGUUGUGCCAUUUGCUAAUUUCAAAAUUCUCAGUUGAUUAAUUUAUGUGUUUCUAUGGAGACAAUUUUACUUAUUCUCACUUGAAUAAUUAUAAUUUUCAGUGUGCAAUUAGUAUUCCAUAGCAUUUCACAAACCAUUGAAAAUAUCUUUAUGAAAAUUUACAUCAUUUAUACAUCUAGAAUUGAGCAUAUGUAGAUGACUGGGUCUUCUUGUUUAUAUUAGAGAAAAUUUCCCAAUUAACAAAUAUAAUACAGUGAUAAUGAAGCAUAUGUAUAAUGGUUACCACUUAAUUUUAAUCUUCUAAUAAAGCUAAAAGCAAUUUAACAUUAAAAGAUAUAUAUAUCUUUGUAUGUACCUAGUGACAUUCAUACUUUCAUUCAUCAAUCCUCAAAAAGACUUUGAUGGAAAAUAAGAAUUGCUAUUCAAACUUUUAUUAACAUUUAUUGGAUGUAGUGUGGGGAUUUUGAAUAAAUCUCUGAAGUUUUUUUUUAUUUAAAAAUGAAAAAUUUAACUAAUAAAUUUGUUCAAACACUUUUUUUUUUAUUGCAUGUCAGAAAGCUAUAAAAUAAACUUUUGAACCUGGUAAUGACUAGUUCAUGAACUUUUAAACCUUUUAAGAAAUUGAUGAAAGUUUUUUAUAUAGUUUUUUGCUGAAAAACUGGAAAAUCUACCUACCAGUAUUUGUGUUCAUGAGAUGAAAAGGGUUAUUGAAUUCCAAGAAUUUCUAAAAAUUACUGUCAGAGAUGAUAAAUUUGAAAAAUUAUGGAUGCUCUAGAAACUAUCCAUUUGAUUUUAAAUUUAUACACAGUGUUUAUGUUGAUGAGAGGAAGAAUCCUAUUGAUUUCCGAUAACCAAGUAGUCUUUCUCCUUUCAUACACAACAUCAGUCCCAGACAGUAUAGCCCAACCCAUACAUGGGUUGGACUCUGACCUCCACAGCAAUCAAGGGUUUGGUUUUAGCUGAAAGUAUUUUUAGGAUUAUCAUGCCUGUCCCUAUUAGACCUAACUACUGGAAUUUGGAUAAUAAAUUUAACAACACUGCCCUAGCAAAAGUUUUUUUUCUUUAAACAUCAGCAUAUAAUAGCAAAGAUAACCUAUAUUAAAUAUAACUUGCAGUUAAAUGAUCAUAAAGUCAGUGAAGCAUAUAAAGAUAGGUUAUAUGUAAAUGGGAUAGUAGGCUUUGAUCA
Messenger RNA from Patella vulgata (common limpet), 7927 nucleotides. Its product is annotated as protein C12orf4 homolog. NCBI's taxonomy places the organism in Eukaryota, Metazoa, Mollusca, Gastropoda, Patellidae. Bases 161 to 1849 code for a protein of 562 amino acids. Gene Ontology annotation, cellular component: cytoplasm. The record is from RefSeq and is a predicted model, not a curated record. The transcript is spliced from 13 exons.